GGUGGUCGGUCAGGUCGGGCGGCGCCGUCGCCCACGCGCACGCCGCCCCUCAAAAUCGGCCGCCUUCCCCCUCCGCCGCACCCUAUUUUUAUCCAUCUCCUGCCGGGAUUGCCUCUCCGCCGCGACGGAUUCACCACCAACGACAGAUCCCUCCCCUCGCCUCGCCUCGCCUGGAGGAGCAAGGAGGCAGGCGGUCCACGGGGCUCGGCUGUCGAUUCACUUUGGCAGCCAGCCAGCCCGCCCCCCAAUUCCUCCUUCCACCGACGAGGGCAGGAGAGGACGGAUAAAUAUAGAUAUAUAAGGCGCGAGCUCUUCCUCAUUGUUAGAAUCUGAAUACAGUGAGAGGAAGCACGAUGGCUUCGCUCCACCGGCCGCUCUCCGCCAUGGCGGUCGCCGCCUUCGCCGCGGUCUCCUCCAUCGAGCUGCCAGACAGGCUGUCCCACCACCACAGGCUCGCCGAUGCCGGCACGGACACCGUCGUAUCGCUUCCUCCAGCCACCAAACUAGAAGCUUCGGCGCCGUCCGUUGCACCGCUCUCCGGCCUGCACUUCUUCCCUCGGAACCACCACCAGGCUUUCUGCCUGCCGAAGGCACCUGUCGCGUCCUUGCCGGCCAUCAACACGGUGCACCAGUACGCGGGGCUCGCCAAGGCCUCGGAGGGCGCAGCGGCCACGGUCCCUUCCUCCUCCUCCUCGCCGGAUGUGCUGUACCGCUGGCAUCUGCCGGACCCUGCUGCGUGCAGUGAUGUCUCGUCCGACGACAGGUCCCAGACGGUGGUGGUUCUUAUUGGGUGGCUGGGCUCCAAGCAAAAGCACCUCAAGAGAUACGCCGACUGGUACACCUCCAGGGGUUUCCAGGUGGUAACCUUCACGCUCCCCAUGUCGGACAUCGUCAGCUAUAAUGUGGGAGGGAAGGCUGAGAGGAAUGUGGAGAUGCUGUCUGAACAUCUUGCCGACUGGGUCAGGGAGGAGGACGGGAAGAAGAUUGUCUUCCACACUUUCAGUAACACUGGCUGGCUUUGCUAUGGUGUGAUACUGGAGAAUUUGCAGCGGCAAGAUCCUUCAGCACUGCAGAAAAUUAAGGGUUCCAUAAUCGAUUCAGCGCCUGUUUCUGUCCCUGAUUCUCAGGUUUGGGCUCUAGGUUUCUCGGCUGCUAUCAUGAAAAAACACAGCGUAGCAACAAAAGGAGCUGCACCAGGCGAUACAAGGUCUGACGUCCUUGUUGUGGAGUCUCACAGAGAUAUUAAACCUGCAGCCACGGAGGCCGUUCUACUAUCUGCACUGGAAAAGUUUUUCAAUGUUGUUCUGAACUAUCCAGCCAUAAAUAGGAGGUUGUCUGGUGUUAUGGAGCUUUUGUCCUCGAACCAACCAAACUGCCCUCAGCUGUACAUGUACAGCUCCGCCGACCGGGUGAUCCCAGCAAAGUCGGUGGAGUCAUUUGUGGAGAGCCAACAACGAAGAGCGGAGCGCGAGGUGAGGUCGUGCGACUUCGUGUCGUCCCCUCAUGUCGACCAUUACCGGAGCAAUCCGGGGCUCUACACCUCUCAGCUGACCAGCUUCCUGGAGGACUGUGUACUGACCUGUCGGCGGGAGGACUCCCCUUCGCCUCUGCCGCCGCCUGCGUAGGACGUUCUCGCUGCAGUUCAAACAUAUUUUUUCCUGGUGCUCCAUUGAAAUGUACCAGGAUCAUACGACGACUAAUUAUACAUCUGACACAUUGUCUUCCUUUUUUUUGGUUCGGUUAUGUUUAGGAGGCACAACUGUAUAAACGUUGGCUUAUUGACUGGCCAUUUGCUGGUCGCUCAAGUGCACAAAUCAUUCAUUUGUC
Molecule: messenger RNA, 1827 nt
Organism: Lolium rigidum
Lineage: Eukaryota; Viridiplantae; Streptophyta; Magnoliopsida; Poales; Poaceae
Product: transmembrane protein 53-like
Exons: 6
Coding region: 354-1625 (423 amino acids)
Source: RefSeq, a predicted model, not a curated record